Telopea speciosissima is the source of this 3352-nucleotide messenger RNA. RefSeq names its product E3 ubiquitin-protein ligase HOS1-like. Lineage: Eukaryota; Viridiplantae; Streptophyta; Magnoliopsida; Proteales; Proteaceae. The transcript is spliced from 10 exons. Gene Ontology annotation, molecular function: ubiquitin-protein transferase activity. The coding region runs from base 62 to 3052 and encodes 996 amino acids. The record is from RefSeq and is a predicted model, not a curated record. Gene Ontology annotation, biological process: protein ubiquitination.
UCCUUUUCCCGUUAGGGUUUGCAAACGGUUCUUGUCCUUGCGAGGUUCAAUCCUAAAGCUCAUGGAGAGGAGAAUGUCCCUCGAAGGAACUUCGUCCCCCGACUUCGUCGAUGGCGUCAGAGAUAAAAGGUCUAUUCUAUCUUCGGUGCAACCAAAUUACGACAGCGGAGCUGUUAAGGAGGCAUUGAAUCACUUAGCAUCAAUUGAUCUAAUUGAAUUGUGCAAUGAGGCAAAAGUUGAGCGUUGUCGGGCGACUAGAGACUUAAGGAGCUGUGGAUGCUAUGUGGAAUAUGUGUUGAACUCAUGUGGACAUGCAUCACUUUGUGCAGAGUGUAUUCAACAUUGUGAUCUAUGUCCAGUUUGUCGGGCUCCAUUACCAACAAAUGGCGAUAGAGUCCGGCUUCGUCUUUAUUAUGAAUGCAUAGAGGCCGGUCUUAUCUCCAAAAGAUAUGAUGAUAGUUUUCAAGAGAAGGAUGGUGACAAGCACUUGUCAUCCGAUGUUGAACGCCUUUAUUGUUUGUUUGAUGUUGCCUUGGACAACAACUUGGUUUCUUUGAUCUGCCAUUAUGUUACAGAUGUUUGUAUGGAUGAAAGUGCUGUGUCCAGUGAUCCAAUGAUUGCUUUUCUUUUGGAUGAAGUGGUUGUUAAGGAUUGGUGCAAGCGGACUUUCAGAAACAUCAUCACAGAUCUUCAGAAUAUUUCAUCUUUGACAGAUACUACUCUCGAAAUAGAAGAGAUGAAAAGUAAAUUAGAUUUACUUCCGAAGUUUGUAUUGCGGCUUACUGGGGUUUUCAAUGUUCUUGAAGUUUUGGAAUCGUCAUUCAAGGGAACUCUUUCUGCACAGUUUCAUGACUUGCAUCACCUUCAGGAGAAUGUAUCAAAGGCAAAGCAGCAUUUGGAGAUCAUGAGUUGGUGUAUAAGACAUCAGUUUCUUGAGAAUGUCAGGUCACGUUAUUCCAAUGUCACUGCGUGGCGCUCUGUUGUCUGUGAAAGGAAAUCAGCUGCAAUUAAGCGUUCAUGGCCACAGUCAAUAAAUAAAUCUGCUGGACAGGGUGGAUCCACUCUCUUCAUUGAAGAUGCACUGUCAAAUCUUGUGGUAGAACAGGGAUAUGGACAGGGAAUUGUAGAGGACGUAGAAGUUACAUCCUUGCAGAAGGAUGGGGGUUUUUCAUUCUUUAGGUCUAAAACUGAAGGGGCUGAAGGAUGCUAUCCCUUUGAAAAUUUACGAGCUGGUGCAGAUAUACUUUUUUUACAUGGAAACUCCGAUAUGAUAGAAGCAAAGCGAGCUAUUUUUCUGUACUACUUGUAUGAUCGGCACUGGACGAUGCCUGAUGAGGAAUGGAGGCAUGUAGUAGACGAUUUUGCUGGUAGCUUUGGUAUAACCAGGCAUUCACUACUGGAAUCCUUGACAUUUUAUCUUCUUGAUGACCAUACAGUUCAAGCUUUGCAGGAAGCUUGCCACCUUCUUCCGGAAAUCGCUGGCCCAGCAAUGCAUCCGAAGAUCACACGAGUUCUGCUAGAGAGGCAAAAUCCUGAUGCUGCUCUGAUGGUUUUACGGUGGUCUGGACUUGAUGCAUUGUGUGCGUAUGCAAAUACUGAACAUGGUGAACUGCAAUUAGUCUCACUUUGUGAAGCGGUGACUGCUGUUCGGGUGAGAGUUGAAUGUGGACUCUUAACUGAAGCCUUUAUGUACCAGAGGACGCAUUGCACGAAAGUGAAGGAACAUAACUUGAAGCAUGGUUCGUUCCUGGCCUUUUCGAAGGGUUUAGAAGGUCAUCUUGAGACUUGGGAAGAUCAAAUGGAGGCAUUAGUAUCAGAAAUUUGUUUUCUAUGUAUACGAAGGAAUUUGGUUGAUCGAAUGAUAGAGUUGCCAUGGAAUUUUGAUGAGGAGAGAUGUCUCGAUAGAUGCCUCUUGGAAUACGCCGCUGAAGACCCUUCAACUACUGCUGGUAGCCUUCUUGUUGUAUUCUAUCUUCAGCGAUUUCGAUACAUUGAGGCAUAUCAAGUUGAUCGUAAACUUGAGAGCUUAGAGCUGGACUUCAUCUCAAAAACUUCUAUUGAUGAGGCUGCUAUAUCAAGGAUAAGAUCAAUGCACCACUGGAGAGGAGGAUUGGUUGAUAAAUGCAUUGAGUUGCUGCCGGAAGUACAACAGAAACAAGUGAAGGCUGGAAGCUGGCCAAAUAUUGGUAUUUUUGAUUCUAAAGAACUUGAAACAUCUGAUCAUCCGGAGGUACAACAGCCCCGUUCUACUGGCUUGCCCUCUACUGCUGAUUCCCUUAUUCUUCGGAAUGAUCGUACCAUUUCUCCCAAGGAAACUUCAUCUUUUGGCACUCCAGCUAAACUUGGUGGAUCAUUUAGUAGUUCCCGCUUUGAACUUAAUUCCUAUUGUCCUCCAUCCGUUCUCAAUGGGAGAUUCCCUACUGUUAUUGGGGGUCCAUCAAUUCCUCACUACAGAGACAAUUUGGAUUCAAGUCAGAAUUCUGCCAGAGAACAAAGGCCUCAAACUAGUACAAGGCAGAAGUUCAAUUUUAAUGGUACCCCACCUUGUGGAAUUCGCCUGGCUAGUCAAAGUCAUUCAACUUCGAAAAAUUUGAACAAAGGUUCAAUGAAGGUUGUACAGAGUAAUUACCUUCAAGAUGACCAAUUUGAUGAAGUUUCCCCUGGAAUGGAACGAAAUGGGUUCAUUAACCAUGUGGAAAAUGCUCGCCCUUUGUAUCCUCGUCGAGUUACGGCUGAUCCGAUGACUACACCUAACAACGACUGCCGCUUAAAAGAUUUUUCCUGUGAUUCAGGCCCCACUUUGUCUGGGCAACCAGCUGCAUCAGAUAAACAAUGGUCUAUGAUUUCCCCGGAUGAUCCAAUGGAUGUCUCUUGGAGCCUUGGAAAUAGAAACUCAGCUGUUGAGAUCAUGGACACACACAAUGGGCUGAGGUGGAGGUCCGAUGAAGCCAGCGAAGAUGAAGAGGAACCAAGCCCCGAGAUAAUUUUUGGUGGAGCUUCCUUUGUGAUGCCUGCAAGGGGAAAGAGAAAAAGCAGGCUUUCCAGAAGAUGAAGGUUACACCUGUUUGCAUGCAUCUGUCGUCCUCUUUCAUAUUUUGUAUUACAUAUCAAUCACUCCAGUGGGCCUUACUGUGCGUGAAGAAAGCAGCUUUUUUAUCACAGAUGGUCUGGUGAGAGCAUGAUCUCCUUUUUUUAUCCCCGAGGUUGGUGAUGCAGUUCUGAUAUAUAUCCCCAGUUUUCAAGGGAGUUCACUUGGUACCAUUAGACAUAUAAAGUUACUACAGGCCUUCAGUCGAAGUUUUAUGCUACACAUGGUUUAUUAGGUUAGAGGUGAGGGCUUUUAGAUUGGCGA